UUACUGUCAUGUUUAUACAAACAACGGGGAAAUGCGUUGAGGGAAAGCAGCUUCAUCCUUACCUUGAUUCGUGAGCAACUAGCGUUCAUUUAUCUAAAAGGCAGCCAGCUAACUCUAGUUAAUUAUUACAGCUAACGCUAGCCAGCUAAGUUAGCUAACUUUAGUCAGUUGUAUUUUGUCAAGCGACAACACAUGUUGGGCUUGCAAAUGCUUCAUCAAAGUAGACUAUUUGCUACUUAUCACGCUAUCAAAGCACAUGACAACUCUUGAGUAGGUUUGGUCGUCCCGUGAUCGCAUUGAGUAGCUAGAUAGUUACAGUAAACAUUUGGUUUACCUAGCGAACAGUUGCUGACGACUCUUCCGUAGAUUGCUGACGACUCUUCCGUAGAUCGAGCAAGGCCAACUUGGUAGGAUGUAGACUGGCAGAACCUGUUUUCUGGUUUCAAUGGGGAAAAGGAAAGACAUGAUCCACCCAAGGUUUAUUUUAGGUGAUGGAGGCCACGUGGGCUUACAAAGCCUGCAUAGGCGGAAACACAAAAAACACAAGAAGAAGCAUCACCGCGACAACGGACACAGCUCCUACUCCGAGGCCCUGGAGUCAGACUCCGGGAUUGUGUUCAAGCCCCCCACACAGCUCAGACUCAAGAUCAAACUGGGAGGCCAAACGCUUGGGACAAAAAGUGUGCCAACGUUCACUGUGGUCCCUGGUGUAGCCCAUUCCCAGUGUCCUCUGAUGAUCGUGGACGACGAUGACGACUCUGAUGAUGAUAAACCUUCUGAGGGUGUUCCACUUGAGCAGUACCGGGCCUGGCUUGGUGAGUGCAAAGAUGAGGACAGUAACCUGGACCCGUCUCCUCUGCCAGACAUGGACUCAGACUCCCUGGGUAAGCCGGUGGACGAGGAGGAGAAGUGGCUGGACGCCCUGGAGAAAGGAGAGCUGGACGACAACGGAGAGUUGAAGAAGGAGAUCGAUGAGUCCCUGCUCACAGCCAGACAGAAAGCCCUCCUGCACAAGCAACAGAACCAGCCUCUCCUGGAGCUGCCCAUGGGCUACAAGGAGAAGGAGAUGACCACCGAGAUGAUGCAGAAGAGAGAGGAGUGUGCCCGCAAGAGGCGCCUGCAGGCGGCCAAGAAGGCAGAGGAGGACAAGAACCAGACCAUUGAGAGGCUCACCAAGACCUCCAAGGCCAAGAUCAAGAGUAUGAGGGAGCGUAAGUCCAAGCAGGCCCAGUGUCCCAUGGUCCGCUACUAUGACUCAGCCCAGGGAAUGGAGAUUUCGUUCCCAACAGGGGUGCUUGCCCCGACCCCUGCUUCCCUGUGCCCCCCUCCCCUGGCACCGGUAGGCUGCGGGAUAAACGGGUGCAGUAAUCUGAAGAGGUACUCGUGCUCCAAGACUGGGAUCCCUCUCUGUAGUCUGGACUGCUACAAGAAGAAUCUGGUCCUUGUUGUGGAGAGUGCUGCUUGAAUUUGACCGUUUUCAAAUGUUUUGGCUUGCUGGCAGUUUAGACUCUUGGGCUAAAUGGACAAUGUGUCAUUUUUUUUGUAUUUUGAGAGAUUAUGAAAAGGCUUUUUUUUUUUUCUCUCUCUUUGUGUGAUGUAUACUAUCAAAAGAGUUCCAACCAAUGCAUCAGUCAGUCAAUUUAGUCCUGAUACUAGGAUGACAUAAGGUAGGCUACAGCCACACCAGGCCCUAUCAAACAGCAAGCAUUUAUUUCUAGAUCCUUAGUUUGUGGAAGUCCACAUAAUGUAGAUUGAAUAAGACUUUAAGAAGGCAAGCUUAUUUUUGUAACAGCAGGACAGAAAUAACAGCGCUGUUUGCCUGAUGAUCAUGAAGGACUUUCAUUUGUAUAAAUAUAUGAAUGGUUUCGUAUUAAUUUUGGCAAGCAUAACAGCAGUAACAUGUUUGAUAAAUUGAGAAAAUGACCCAGAGGAAACCAAAAUAUGUUUUUCUUUUAAUUGUCACAAAUGUGCAUUUGUAUCACAAAUUAUUACAUUUCCAUACAAAAUACUGUACAUCUUAAAUAAAAUAUCAUAACACUUA
Molecule: messenger RNA, 2041 nt
Organism: Oncorhynchus mykiss (rainbow trout)
Lineage: Eukaryota; Metazoa; Chordata; Actinopteri; Salmoniformes; Salmonidae
Source: RefSeq, a predicted model, not a curated record